Molecule: messenger RNA, 1053 nt
Organism: Prunus armeniaca (apricot)
Lineage: Eukaryota; Viridiplantae; Streptophyta; Magnoliopsida; Rosales; Rosaceae
Source: the annotation of a GenBank genome assembly
AUGGCAUUUUACGCCGCCGUUUCGCGAGCCAAAGCGAUGUCGCGAGCCUUCUCUCCGAUCCUCCGUUGCAUGAGCAACGUGCCGGAAAACACCGUCUACGGCGGCCCAAAGACGCAGAGCCCAGACCAGAGAGUGACGGUGACCCACUUGAAGAAAAAGCACAAGAAGGGCGAGCCCAUCACCAUGGUCACCGCCUACGACUACCCUUCUGCGGUCCACCUGGACUCCGCCGGCAUCGACAUUUGCUUGGUCGGCGACUCGGCCGCCAUGGUGGUUCAUGGGUAUGACACCACCCUUCCUAUCACGCUUGAUGAAAUGCUUGUUCACUGCCGAGCCGUGGCUCGUGGCGCCAAGCGACCGCUUUUGGUUGGGGACUUGCCCUUUGGCUCCUACGAGUCUAGCUCCAAUCAGGCUGUUGAUUCUGCGGUGAGGGUUUUAAAGGAAGGAGGAAUGGAUGCGAUCAAAUUAGAAGGAGGGUCACCUUCUAGAAUUACUGCAGCAAAAUCUAUCGUGGAAGCUGGAAUUGCUGUAAUGGGGCAUGUGGGACUUACUCCUCAGGCCAUUAGUGUUCUUGGGGGAUUUAGGCCCCAGGGAAGGAAUGUUGCUAGUGCUGUGAAGGUUGUGGAGACAGCACUGGCUUUGCAAGAAGUUGGGUGCUUUUCUGUUGUUUUAGAAUGUGUACCUCCACCAGUGGCAGCUGCUGCAACAUCUGCUCUUCAGAUUCCUACCAUUGGCAUUGGAGCAGGGCCUUUUUGCAGUGGGCAGGUGCUAGUUUACCAUGAUCUUCUUGGAAUGAUGCAACAUCCACAUCAUGCCAAGGUUACCCCAAAAUUCUGUAAGCAGUUUGCACAUGUUGGAGAAGUCAUCAAUAAAGCUCUAAUAGAGUACAAGGAAGAAGUGACCAGCGGCUCGUUUCCUGGCGCUGCCCACAGCCCAUAUAAAAUCAGUGCUGCUGAAAUUAAUGGCUUUUUAAGUGAGUUAACAAAGUUGGGUUUGGACAAGGCAGCAUCUGCAGCAGCUGAAGCAGCUGAGAAGAUUAGUACAAGCAAAUAA